CCGCCCGCUCGAGGCGAAGGAAAGAGGAAGACAACAACGGAGUCGCUUCCACGGAGAUUAAGGGAAGCGCCUCGUCGGAGCCUGAAGGAAAACGCACGGGUUUGUGUCUUGAACCCACAAACAGCCAGCUUUGGUCGUUUUGCUGACGGAACCUUGAAGCGGGAGAUGUUUUCCUGAGGAGACUGGUAACGGCGCAAACGGAGCGGGUUUCCGGUUCCGGUGAAGCUCCCUGAAGUCCUGGCGGAGGGUCACUCACUAAGCAGCCAGACAUGGGACAUGGACAUGAGCACGGUCAUGGAAAAAUGGAGCUUCCAGAUUACAAAAUGUGGAAGAUAGAAGGUACUCCCCUGGAGGUAGUCCAAGAAAGGCUGGCUCGGCGGGGACUCAAGGAUCCAUGGCUUCGCAAUGAAGCAUGGCGAUACAUGGGUGGCUUUGCAAAACCUGUCACUCUCAUGGAUGUUUUCGGCAAAGGAUUCAAGUGGGGAUUUGCAGCCUUCGUGGUAUCCAUUGCAAUUGAAUAUGCAUUUUUCCCACCAAAGAAAGAUGACGGGCAUCACUGAAGACAUUUUUUCUUUUGCUCCUAAAUUAUCUGUCACUUACAGGUUCUGAUUUUGCAUGGCAAGAUCCUAUUAAAGCUGUUCAUGAAGAA
Anolis sagrei ordinatus is the source of this 649-nucleotide messenger RNA. It is a transcript of the gene NDUFB3, whose product is annotated as NADH:ubiquinone oxidoreductase subunit B3. Gene Ontology annotation, biological process: electron transport chain; mitochondrial respiratory chain complex I assembly. NCBI's taxonomy places the organism in Eukaryota, Metazoa, Chordata, Lepidosauria, Squamata, Anolidae. The record is from RefSeq and is a predicted model, not a curated record. Gene Ontology annotation, cellular component: mitochondrion.